UUUGACCUAUACAGAAUUCGAGUUAUACAGAAUUCUCUAGUCAGAACAGACGGAAUCAAAACAUUCAAACGGCAUAUUAAAAUAUAUGUAUGUAAGUGGUGUGACGGAGUGAAUCGUCACGCCAUCUCUGAAUAAUUUCCCCCCGACCGGUGCUGAGUGCGGACCGCGGUAAUGUAGGUGCCGAGCUGCCAAGUGACCCACUAGUAGAAAAGAAAGUGUGUCGCUUGGCAAGUUAGUUCGGUAGUGCGAGGUCAGGACCAGCGAGUAGGUGAGAGAGAGAUAGGAGGAGUGCCAAGAGAAGCGGAAAGAGAGAGAAGGAAGCUAGGAAGAAGACGAGGCAACAGGUGAAAGAAAGCGUCGGUGUCUUGACAAUACUUUUGCCACCAUUAUUGCUUUAGCACGUGCUGAACUACUUUUGUCGCGCUUCGUAUUAGAGAAACGUACGCGAGUAAUUUCUUUCUUUUUGUAUGAAAGGUGAGAAUAUUUUGAGAAAGUGGUUGAGAGUAAUUUGAAAUUUGUAGAGAUUUAGAGCGGAAUACAAAGUGUUGUGAUUAAUUUUGAGAAAUAGGUGUAGAUUAAAAAUAAAGAGAAUAUUUUUGUGAAGUGAAAUUAUUUGGAGUUCAUUUUUGUUCCGGUGAGACCUUCCCUUACAACACCCUAGAGCUUCGCCAGGAGCCGAGUUUCACCGGGUGCUGAACUACAAAUCAUCGUGGACGGAGGUGUGUACCAGUGCCGGAGCCGGAAUUCUAGGAAGAGAAAGAUGCCAUAUUCAAAGAAAGGUACCAGAGGAGAGUCACGGCCUAGACACCGGCCAUCGUCAGAGUUUAACCCAGUUGACAAUAACGGAUCGAGGCCAAGGACGAGUCGGACAGUGCCAGUGCGCAGAACCUUCGUAGAGGACCAACCAAGAUAUGAGGAGCGAGAGAGACCAUCCCUUUUAAGCUUCCCUAUCACGGAAACGGUGCGUCAGACACCAAUUGUGCCGGAAAAGAAGAAAGAACGUGUGGAGGAGACCCACACCAAGUGCCAGAAGGAAAGAGAAGGGAGUAAUGACAAAAUAGGAGAAGAGGAAGGAGCCGUCGGAGGGGUUUUAGAGCCGAUUAUCCCGGUCGACCAAUGGGACGACAUAGCUAGCCUUGAGAGAAAAAGGGAACCCAAGAUGAACCCAAAUGUAGAGAUCGUCGUGCCAUAUCGUUGGCCACUACAACGAAAGAAGGGAGAGAGCAAGGAGGCUUUUCACAGUCGGUUAGCCGAGGAAGACUUAGAGAGAUUCCUCAGACAAAUGGAUAAACCGACAUCCUCAAAACUAGAAGAUCUCCGUUAUAAGCAGAGACAGGUUCUAAAGGAACGUUCCGGUGGUGUUUUACGAAAAGAGGAUAUAGAAAGUAGGCACCCGACGCCCCAGCGACCUCGUUCUCACACGCCACCAGGACCACCCAAUCGUCCAAUGGAAACUGGCGCUGUGAGAAAAGAACGUUCCGGAAAGCCAAGACGAGAAGAACCAACCCGACCCUUAAAAGUAAAGACAAGAGGAGUUAUGUUCGGAGGACUUAAAGAGAUCCCAACUGAUGUAGAUCUCGACCCUCCUCCGUAUUCAUGCUUCAAUUGUUGGCAAAGAGGUCACGCAGCGAACUUUUGCCCAAGCACCAUAAAAAGGACUUACUGUUUAAAUUGUGGCCGACGACGAGUGUCAGUACAUAACUGCCCCCGUUGUAGCGAACAAGCAAAACGGUAUAUAUGGGAGGACGAAAUGGAAGAAAGAGACGAGAGACUAGAAAAGAGGAGAGAAGAAACGGAAGAGCUGACGAGAGAAAUUGAGCUGGAAAACGAGAUGAUAGUCGGGGGGGACGAGGAACCCGAGAACACUGAGGCCGAGAAGAAACCAGCCGAGAAGGAGAAAGCGGAAAGAGAAGCCAAACCGGAGAAAGAGAUGAUACAAGAGCCAGAAGCCGAUGACGAUUUGGUAGAAAAGUUGCUCAAACUGACCAAAGCGUUUGAGGGGCUACCAGCGUCAACUUUGGAUUUGGCAAUCCGUCAACUUCUAGAGGAGAGAAAACGGGCGAGGAAGUAAGAAGACCAAAAAGGUGUGCCAGGUAGAGAAUUAGUCGUGCCAGGUAGAGAAUUAGUCGUGCCAGAUGAAGAUUUGUUCGUGCCAGGAAGGAUAAAUAGAAAUUGCCAGAAAUGAGCCAGACAGUGGCCGAAGAUUUGGUUACUGACGGUCCUACAAGGAGUAGUACCGGUCAUGGGGGGGGAUUGUGACGGAGUAAAUCGUCACGCCAUCUCUGAAUAAUUUCCCCCCGACCGGUGCUGAGUGCGGACCGCGGUAAUGUAGGUGCCGAGCUGCCAAGUGACCCACUAGUAGAAAAGAAAGUGUGUCGCUUGGCAAGUUAGUUCGGUAGUGCGAGGUCAGGACCAGCGAGUAGGUGAGAGAGAGAUAGGAGGAGUGCCAAGAGAAGCGGAAAGAGAGAGAAGGAAGCUAGGAAGAAGACGAGGCAACAGGUGAAAGAAAGCGUCGGUGUCUUGACAAUACUUUUGCCACCAUUAUUGCUUUAGCACGUGCUGAACUACUUUUGUCGCGCUUCGUAUUAGAGAAACGUACGCGAGUAAUUUCUUUCUUUUUGUAUGAAAGGUGAGAAUAUUUUGAGAAAGUGGUUGAGAGUAAUUUAAAAUUUGUAGAGAUUUAGAGCGGAAUACAAAGUGUUGUGAUUAAUUUUGAGAAAUAGGUGUAGAUUAAAAAUAAAGAGAAUAUUUUUGUGAAGUGAAAUUAUUUGGAGUUCAUUUUUGUUCCGGUGAGACCUUCCCUUACAACACCCUAGAGCGUCGCCAGGAGCCGAGUUUCACCGGGUGCUGAACUACAAAUCAUCGUGGGUAAGUCCCACCAAUAUUGUGCCAGUCUUGGUCCAGUCGUGUCCCAGCGUUGGCGUUUCUGUCGUCAUUUUCUCGGACAGAAUUCCCUCAUGAGAGUGAGAGUGUCUCUGAGGUUUUGCUAGCCGUUUUGAUUGUUGUUCAUGUAAUUGUGUCUAAAGUUUAUUAAUUAAUCUUAAAAUUAAUUGGCGCCUGAUGGCGAAUU
Molecule: messenger RNA, 3070 nt
Organism: Leptopilina heterotoma
Lineage: Eukaryota; Metazoa; Arthropoda; Insecta; Hymenoptera; Figitidae
Exons: 2
Coding region: 761-2071 (436 amino acids)
Molecular function (GO): nucleic acid binding; zinc ion binding
Source: RefSeq, a predicted model, not a curated record